CCUGAACUUCAUCUUAAACGCCUUCCUUUACUAAGUAGAGGUUGGGUGUUUCAAGAGCGUUUCUUGUCAAAACGAGCUCUUUACUUCAACCAGCAUGAACUUUCCUGGAGCUGCCAAAACGGGGUCACUAUUUGCGAAUGUGGGGAUAAACAUUCGUAUGGAGGAGACGGGUUCCAAGCCGUGAUAAGCGCUACCCGAAGAUGGACGACUAUUGUACAACAUUACUCGAGGUUGUGGCUCACUAUGCAAAAGGACAAACUCCCGGCGUUAUCUGGUGUAGCUCAUGAAUUCGAACUCAAGGCGAACAAAUCAACACCUCCUGGGAAAUACUGCGCUGGCCUGUGGGAAUCAGAUCUCGUGGUACAGUUGGGCUGGGCAGUGAAUUCUGGUCCCUUUGCCCGACCAAUAGGACACAGAAGACCAAUCAAGUAUCGAGCACCGAGCUGGUCAUGGGCCGCAGUUGAUGGUGAGAUAGUGUUCCACUUGCGCAGGGAGGCAUUUAGACAUGGCAGUCUCUUCACAGCCCAAGUUUUGUCUGCGCAAUGCGUGCCGUCCUCAACAGAUCCUUAUGGCCAGGUAUCUGACGGAUACCUUGAAUUAGCAACGAUACUAUUUCGGGUCAGCAUACCCAAAGAUGUCCAGGACCCCGGAGCACGCACAAAUAUAACUCUUGAAAAAGGAGAUACGUUGACUGGGCCUGGCCACGCCAUUAUUGACUCUCCAGACGAUAACACAAGAAUUGGAUAGGGUCACGCAGUAGUGGAGGCAUCAGGCGCACUCUUGAUGCACACCAGGUUUCCGAGAAUGCACUUACUGAGUUUCAUUUUAUUAGAACCAGAAGAUACUAAUGACAACGGUUCUUGCCAGCAGCGAUGGAAACGAUUUGGUUUUGCUCGAGUUGAAAUAAGUGAAGAGCAGCUUCCUGUUGUAUUAGAGAUGCUUGGCGAUUCACUGGAGACUCUUACAAUAAUUUAGCCAGUUAAUAUUUGGC
Molecule: messenger RNA, 991 nt
Organism: Hyaloscypha bicolor E
Lineage: Eukaryota; Fungi; Ascomycota; Leotiomycetes; Helotiales; Hyaloscyphaceae
Exons: 1
Coding region: 244-747 (167 amino acids)
Source: RefSeq, a predicted model, not a curated record